Messenger RNA from Ahaetulla prasina, 3398 nucleotides. RefSeq names its product dCMP deaminase (gene DCTD). Gene Ontology annotation, cellular component: cytoplasm. Gene Ontology annotation, biological process: dUMP biosynthetic process; dTMP biosynthetic process. The record is from RefSeq and is a predicted model, not a curated record. Gene Ontology annotation, molecular function: dCMP deaminase activity; zinc ion binding. The transcript has 7 exons. NCBI's taxonomy places the organism in Eukaryota, Metazoa, Chordata, Lepidosauria, Squamata, Colubridae. Bases 96 to 848 code for a protein of 250 amino acids.
UUCCCGUUUUGGCGCCAAGCUGCAAGGCGGGUUUCUCUGUUGGGAGGCGGACGCCGGUGGGACCGUAAUUUGUUCCCGACGUGGAUAAAGACGCGAUGAACGCUGACGGUCAGCUGCAGACCAGCACCCCCAAUGGGUAUGCUUGUGAGAUGACCUGUAAAAAACGAGAUGAUUACUUGGAGUGGCCUGAAUAUUUCAUGGCUGUAGCAUUCUUGUCAGCACAAAGAAGCAAGGAUCCAAAUUCUCAGGUUGGUGCUUGCAUUGUGAAUUCAGAAAACAAGAUUGUUGGAAUUGGAUACAAUGGGAUGCCUAAUGGAUGCAGUGAUGAUCUUUUGCCUUGGACAAGAACAGCAGAUAAUAAACUCAACACAAAAUAUCCCUAUGUAUGUCAUGCUGAACUGAAUGCCAUAAUGAACAAGAAUUCUGCCGAUGUGAAAGGCUGCAGCAUAUAUGUUGCUCUGUUUCCAUGUAAUGAAUGUGCAAAGCUUAUCAUCCAGGCAGGGAUAAAAGAAGUCAUUUUUAUGUCUGAUAAAUAUCACGAUACUCCGGAAAUGAUAGCUGCACGGCGCUUGUUUGAUCUAGCUGGAAUUUUGUACAUAAAAUUCAAACCAAAGUGCAGCAAGAUCAUCAUUGAUUUUGAUUCAAUUAACAGCAAACCAAGUCAAAAGCCUCUUUUGCUCGUUGUUGUUGUUAGUUGCAAAGUCGUGUCUGACCCAUCUCGACCCCAUGGACAACGUUCCUCCAGACUUUCCUGUCCUCUACCAUCCUCUGAAGUCCAUUUAAGCUCACGUUUGCUCAUAGAAACAACAUUUUGCAAUGCCUGGCUUUACUUUCAAAAAUGCUGCUAAAUAAAGAAAACAAACUACUAUAGACAAAAAACCAAUCGUGUUUUUCCCCUUGGAUUCAUAAAUGAAUAACUUUUACUAACUUUGACUAAUGUUAUCUGAGGAUUUAAAGUCAUCUUAACUAGAGAUGGUACUGGCAUGGGUUUUGGGGAAAAGUAGAACCAAAAAUAUAAAUGGUAGAGCAAAAUUCUAACAUCAAUGAGACCAGCCCUGUUUCUAUAGGCAGUGUGAUAUUUGAAAUACCCAGGGAGCAUCCUAAAUAAAGCACUUAAAAAGUCUGACAAAUACAACCCAUAGAGGUUGAUAGUCCUUAUAAAUACCAAUUUGAGAUUUAUAUAAAACCUGGCUAGUUAAUUAGUUCUAAAUAAUUUCAAUGUAGCCAGAAUAUAGUUACCAUGUUUGGCAACGAAUACAUUAAGGAUAACCUAAAGAGCUAAAACAUUCUGGGGAGAGGGGAGUCCUGAAAUAUUAAAAACUUAUUCUGCUCAAUUUGAUUGAGCAUCCUUACGCCCCUGUUUUGUAGUUUCUUAAUGAAUGCUAUAGCUUUUUAAAAAAAGCUUUGCUCAUUAUAGUUCGAAGCAAAGGCCCAAAGCCCUCUUCCUUGGCUUUUUAUAAAUAUAAAUCGUGUCUGCACUGAAAAGCACAACCAUAGGUCUAUUAGCUAAUUUGGCAGCAUCCCCAAAAUACUAUUUUGGCAUCAGAUAGGAGCCAUUACUCUGAAGAGAAGGCUAUGGACUAUUUAAAUUAAACCAAAUAUUCUGAUAUCUUUUUGAGGUGGUCUAUUAAUGUGCUUUGAAUCUGCAGAGCAUAAGUACACAUGUUAACUGUCGUCCCAAAAGUUGGAAUAUAAUUAAUCUGUGCUUAGUGAUGCCUGAUACGUAUUUUUUGAACAGAAUAUAAGACUCGUCCUGCUGUACCAAGUCAACAUCCAAUGCUAUAAGAAUAAUACAGAUAGUCCUCAACUUACAACCACAGCUGAGCCCCAGAUUUCUGCUGUUAAGUGAGUUUUGCCCCUUUUUAUGACUUUUCUUGCCACAGUUGUUAAAUGAAUCAUUGCAGUUGAUAAGUUAGCAAUCCAGUUGUUAAAUGAGCCUUGCUUCCCCAUUGACUUCUGUGAGAAGGUCGCAAGCAAAGUCAACAAAAUGAUCUUGGGCAAAAUAAUGGUCAUACAUAUGAACCAGUUGCCAAGCAUCUGAAUUUUGAUCACAUGAUCAUGAGGAUGCUGCAAAAGUUGGAAUUGUGAAAAACGGUCAUAAGUCACAUUUUUCAGUGCCAUUGUAACUUUGAAUAGUCAGUAAAUGAACUGCUGUAAGUUGAGGACUACCUAUAACAGCAUGCAAUGGAGAAGGAGUCCAUUGGAAAAAUACUAGGAGUAUACCAGUGAGUAAUACACUUUAGUUCUUGUAGUUAAAACUUAAUUCUUCUAGUUCCCCCCCUCCCCUGAUCUUCUGUGCUAGUUCAUUAUGGCAGUGAUGGCUAGAUGGCAGUGAUGAUCAACUGCUUGAUGAUGAUCAAGCAGAAGUUUGAUUAAACCAUCAUGGCCACCAUAUUGAAUUUUUUAGCAUAACUUGACAACCUUGUAAUGUAGACAGCACUGGAUACAAAGGGCAGGCUCCUUUUCUCUUCCCUUCUGCUUCCUUAUUAUGAUUCCCUGACUUAUUUAUUUAUUUAUUUAUUUAUUAAAUUUAUAUACCACCCUUCUCCCGAAGGACUCAGGGUGGUUUACAGCCAGAUAAAAACAUAAUUAUAUGAUGAAUAAUAUAUAAUAUAAUAUAUAUAUAUAAUAUUAUAUGAUAAUAUAUAAUAUAGUAUAUAAUAAUAUACGUAUAGGUGUUUCUAUAAAUAUUUUUGCUGUAAUCUCUGAAAAAGUUGAUAUAAUAAUAUGGAUUAUUUCUUACCAAUUGAGAAAGAAAUGUAUAUAAUUAUCAAGAGUGAUUCUAAUAAAGUUCUAUCUUUAAAGUUUUACUUUUUGGGAAGAACAAUAUCCCAGGAGUUCUUUUUUUUGGAUUUGCUAGCUGGACAGUUGACAUUAACACUUCUAAAAUUAAUGAUAAUUUUGCCAAAUCUGUUAAGCACAUUAUAAUUCUCAAAGUAUAAUAACUUCUAUAGUAUAAUAUAACUACUCAAAGAGUUUUCCCCCAUUUAUUACUUUUUAUCAUUGUCUUGAAUAUUGAUGACUAUUAUUAUCAUGUAACACAUAUGAGAACACAAUAUAUUUAUUUUUUUAUUAGAAACAUGACUUUACAAAGUAAUGAUGAAUAAAUGAGCAACAUAGAAUUUUCAAAAGAGACAUUACAUUGUUGACUGAUUCUUACAAUUUGGGCUUAACAUCACUUCAAAAAAUUUGAAAUGUUUCGUAAUAAACCUGCAUGGCUCAAUCAAAUCACCCAAUAUAUAAAACUCUACAAUGUGCUUCCAUUGGGAAGGUCAAUAAGGUGCAACUUAUGAAAGCAAUGUUGCACUGGUAUUAUACAAGCUCUGUAUCUUUUGGACAUGUUGCACUAUGUACCAAUAUCCUAAUAGUCAUCUACCGCAGGGGUCUCCAACCUUAGU